This is a messenger RNA of Ciona intestinalis (vase tunicate), 1665 nucleotides long. RefSeq names its product 2-oxoglutarate and iron-dependent oxygenase domain-containing protein 3-like. Lineage: Eukaryota; Metazoa; Chordata; Ascidiacea; Phlebobranchia; Cionidae. The record is from RefSeq and is a predicted model, not a curated record. Gene Ontology annotation, cellular component: membrane. Gene Ontology annotation, molecular function: oxidoreductase activity, acting on paired donors, with incorporation or reduction of molecular oxygen; L-ascorbic acid binding; iron ion binding.
AUAACUAGUAAAAUGAAAAAAAAAUCGUUGUCUGCAAAAAAUAAAGUUUCUGAAAAGGGAUCAGAAGACACCAAAUAUGGGUAUGUUUGGAAAAUGUUAUUUGGCAUAUUUUUGAGUUGGGUUGGUUUUUACUUUGGCAACAGCUUUCGAAACACUGUAUUUGCACCAAGUAACAUAGAAAUACAAUCCAAAUGCCAAAAUGUGACUUGUUCUAGUGAUUAUAAAAACUACCCCAUUUUUGAUGGAUGCACGCCUAAAACAAACUGCCGAAGGUGUGUAAAGGAUGGGCUGGUGUCACAAGAAGAAAUUGUUUCUUUGAUGCGUUUGCUCCAAAACGGAAUGAAACAUGGGGGCUCAAGUGGCGGCGCAUCAAUUCUUGAUUUACACACUGGAGCGUUGUCUAAAGGGCAGCAGUUUAUCAACAUUUACAAAAGUUUAGAGUCAACUGAAUUGAGCGAAACCUUCCCAAAUUCUGAUAUGCAGGUUUAUCGCAAAGUGAAGAAUAAAAUUCUCGCUGCAAUCGCAAAUGAAUUCGGUUUAGACCCGAAAAAGCUGCAUUUAACCAACCCCACCUUUUUCUCAAGAAUGACAACAACACCAGCUAAAACACAGCAUGAUGAAUAUUGGCAUUACCAUAUUGAUAAGAUACAAUAUGGUUCAUUUGACUACACUUCAUUACUCUAUCUAGCAGACUAUGGAAGUGAUUUUAAAGGCGGGCAGUUUGUUUUUGAUAAAACUACAAACAACAAUGAAGAAGUGGUAAUUGAGCCAAGAAAUGGGCGCGUAUCUUUUUUUACAUCGGGCUCAGAAAAUCCCCAUCAUGUCCAGAAGGUUGUAGAAGGCGUGCGGUAUGCUGUGACCAUUUCGUUUACUUGUGAUCCUAGUAAGGCCAUCACAGAUCCAUUAGUUUAGCUGAAGUAGCUUUAAUCAAUGUAUAACUUAUAUACAUUGCUUUAACAUUUAGAGUGGUAUAGUGUUAAUUGGUUGCAGGAUAUUUAAUUGCGGUGUACUUGACUAGUCUGCAGAGUAUGGCAGUUCCUGAUGGGAUCUGGCCCGUGCAAGACGGUUAUUUUUCGCAGGCGCGCGUGUUAUCAUCAAAAACCUACAUGCAAAGCACGUACAUUCCCAAGCCACGUUAUAAAAAUCCUACUUAAACACGUUUUUUUUUGCGUUGUAUAAUUAUUUGGCGUGGUGGGACAAAUUAUGGUGUGCAUAACCAAAAGUGUGUAAACAAAAUCGCUCGUGCAUCUGCCAUACUCUGCAGACUGGACCGUCUUUAGGUCUUUACUAUAACUUUUAGAGAGUGUUACUGUCACUAGUCAUAUUCUGUUCAUAUAAAGUUAGUUAAAAGUGAAACAACCUGCAAUAUAUAUAGCCAUGCUUUGCCUCAUUAGUUAUUCUAUUUCGUACAGUAAAACAUUCAACAUAGAAAAAUAGUGUUUAAAUAUAUUUAUAUCCAAUAUUCUUAUGACGUGUGUGAUUAGAAUGUAAAAAGUUAAUAAUUUGUGUAAAAAUUAUGAUUCUGUGUGAUCAUGUUUUGUAGUUGGGGUUUAUGUCAUAUGUCGUUUAUUUUAAUACGUUCCAAUAAGCAUUAUGCGGUUCCUGUUUAAUAGUGGUAUACACUGCUGUUAAAACGAUUUUUUUUUUAACUUUUAAUUUUUUAAG